This is a messenger RNA of Raphanus sativus (radish), 219 nucleotides long. Its product is annotated as protein RALF-like 11. The record is from RefSeq and is a predicted model, not a curated record. The coding region runs from base 1 to 219 and encodes 72 amino acids. NCBI's taxonomy places the organism in Eukaryota, Viridiplantae, Streptophyta, Magnoliopsida, Brassicales, Brassicaceae. The transcript has a single exon.
AUGAAGAGAUCGGUGAUAUGCUUGCUAGUGAUUUGUGCCGCCGUUGUAGCUAUACCAGUGGAGGGUGUGAAGUACAUAGAUUUUGGUGCGCUUAACCCGUGCAUGGGUCCUAAUCCUCCUCCGGGAUGCAAUCCUCCAGGCUCCCACCAUAAGAAACCUGUCCCUGCCAACGAGUAUAGACGUGGAUGUACCACCAUCCAUCGGUGCCGUCGAGACUGA